Messenger RNA from Anopheles coustani, 7371 nucleotides. RefSeq lists its product as uncharacterized. Gene Ontology annotation, cellular component: nucleus. The transcript is spliced from 10 exons. NCBI's taxonomy places the organism in Eukaryota, Metazoa, Arthropoda, Insecta, Diptera, Culicidae. The record is from RefSeq and is a predicted model, not a curated record. Bases 1 to 7371 code for a protein of 2456 amino acids. Gene Ontology annotation, molecular function: protein binding.
AUGCCAAAAAUUCUGGAUAGUGACAUCGACUCACCUAUUGCAAACCUGAUCAAGCGCAGCGGGACCAGUAGUAGCAGCAACUGCAGCAACAGCAGCAGCAACAGCAAGCAGAGUGUGCACUUCACCAACGACACCAACACGACCGGUGAGAAGUCGGACGGCCCGUUCGAUGCGCUCGGUGGCCAUCACCAUGGCGGCGGCGGCGGCGGCGGUAACUCCAACUCGUCGUCCGCGUCCUUCUUCUCGUCGGCGUACGGCGACGCCAAGGACGGGUCGAACGAGGGUGGCGGUGGCGGUGGCUAUGCAAGCGUGGCACCCCAGCCACCAGCAUCGGCGGUGGCGUCGGCGGGCGGUCAGCAGGUUGCGUCCGGUUCCGGUGCAUUCUUCCAAUCAACUUCCAACGCCUCGACCACGAUCAGCACAACCAGCAGCACGACCGCCGCUACGAGCACCCUCGGCGGUGGAGGAGGUGGUGGUAGCAGCGGCCGGGGGAGCCAGCGGCCAUCGGAGAAGGCGGGCGAGUCGUCCCGAGCCAAGAAGUACCGCCACCAGCAGUUCAGCAAGAACAUCUACAUCGGCACGAAGAACGCGGAAAAGUGGGACACGCUGCGCAACGUGCUGCUGUUCAAGAACGAUGUAGAGUUCGUGUCCUUUUUGCUGAAGCUGGCUGAGAGCAACUGCUGGAAGAAGGAGUUACUGAAUGGCUUUCAUGACGACACAAUGGCACAACCAAAGACUUCGGCGACCGGCGGCAAAGGCGUGCGAUCGAAAGCCGGUGGCAGAACAAAGCAGCAGCAGCAGCAGCAGGCAGCACCAACACCCCAUCAACCGCUCGACCACGACCAGCAGCACGAGCAGCAGGUGUUGAAGCCACUGCUGCACCAGCGGCAGCAGUCGCUUCACUCGUCGAAGCGAAGCUCCAAGCCGGCGGCCGCCGAGAAGAAAACCAAAAGAGUACAAUUUAAUAAAAAUGUAAAUAUUAUCCAUAAGGUGGACGAUGGCGGUGCCGGCGCAACGCCGCUAGCCUAUCGGGAGCGAGGGCUGGGGCGGCGGGGAACGGGUGGUGGCGCUGGCGACGAGUACGGUGGGGAGACGAUGGCGGACGAUGACGGGGGCGAGGAUGAGGAGGAAGGCGAGGAGGAGGAUGUGGAGGAGGACGACGAGGAGGAGGAGGACGAGGAGGACGAGGAGGGCGUAGCGGACGGGGUCGGGAAAAAGGCCGGGGUGGUGGUAGUCCCGCUGUGCACUGAGCUGCUGCCCGGAGCGGCGGCGGCGGCGGCGGCGGCGGCAGCGGACACCGAGUUGAGCGUUGGCAGCCACGCGUCCUACCUGAUGGAGGACAUCGUCAAGAAGACGCUGCGCAAGGUACCGACACCGGGGCCGACAGCAGGGCUGCCCCAAACGCAGCCACCGCAGCAGAGCAACGAGGUGCAGCAGGACUCGAUCAGCAGCACCAUGGGCUCGGUGUCGGAGGACUCGCUCAACACGGAGACGGAGGUGCUCGACUACCGCAUCGCGGAGAAGAUCAAGACCGAGCUGGAGGAGAAGCAGAAGCUCGAGCGACGGUCGCUCAACUCGGAGGAGCUGCCAACCACGUCAAACUUCUUCGAGCAGGGCGACCUGGAGGUUGGCGGGGCGCCACCGGACGAGAAGCCACCGGUUCCACUCGGCGCGGCCAAGAAGGGACAUGUGGCAGCUCGAGGAGCGGCCGGUGACGCAGGUCCCUAUCCCGCCGGGGUGCGAAAACGAGGUAAGCGAGCUCACGCAGCGGGUGAUGGAGGCCGCUCGGUCGACCUACACAUCGAGUACGAGGAGCAGGAGUACCGGCCCGUCGGGCGGGGAGCUUCAGGUGAACCGCCGGAGAAGGCGGGCUUUGGCGGACCGGACGGAGGUACGCAGCUGUCGCUUCACCAUCCAUCGACACACCAAGCGCCGGUCCAGCGGCGGGCGAAGGGAGCGGGCGUAGCGAAGAACAAGGUGUGUACCGGGUGCAACGUCAAGCACGGUCUCGAUCUGUGCCCGCUGAACGCGCCGCUACUUACGAUCAAUAACAAAAUCGAGCUUAACCAGUGGUUGGAACAGAAUGAGGAGUUGAUCAAGAAGCACAAGCUGUUCCUCAAGCCGACCGGCAACCCGGACGAUAUGGACGACGAGAUGGACGAGAACUACGACGAUGACGACGACGACGACGGGGAUGACGAAGACGACGACGACGAGGAGGGCGGAGGUGACGGUAGUCGGUGCAAUGCGAAGAUCGAGCUGUCACCCUCGUUCUCGGAGCUGUCCAUACCGCCCGAGUUCGAGCUGCGCCCCUGUCCCCAGUCGAUCUCCAACGGUGCCAUCAGCAGUACAACGCACACCGAGCAGCAGCAGCUGCUCCAGCAGCCGCAACAGCAUGACAGCAUGCUACUGCUGCAGGAGCAGCAUCACGAACAGAGCGACACCCUGCUCGACUCCAAACCAUCUCUCGCACCUCCAUUAUCGUCGUCGACAUCCGGGCUGGGUGGGCUGGCGGCGGGGGCGACGGUGGCGACCGGGGCGGAUUCUGACACGCUCCCCAAAAGCCGAACCACUGCCGGGCACGGUCUUAGCAUCUAUACCACCACCUUCAUAUCCAAGUAUACGAAAAUUGGCCCGCUGACGGGGCAGGUGGUGCGCGAGACGGAAAUACAGGACGACAGCACCAUGCGCUUCAUCUUCGAGACGUUCGAUGGCUCCAAGUCGACCUACACCAGCACGGAGAACAAGAACCUCUCCAACUGGUUGCGCUACAUCCGGCCGGCGCGGACUCGCGACCAGAAGAACUGCGUCCUGCAGGUGUACGAUGGGAGCAUCUUCUUUACCACCAGCAGAGACCUGGAGCCCGGUACGGAGCUGUUGUACUGGAGCGACGACAGUAACUCGGCUUGGGGCAAAAAGAAGAUGGAAAAGACCAAUUGUGGUGGUUGUAAUUUGAAGUUUGAUCACCCGAUCUACUACCGGACGCACUGUUCCGUGUUUCAUGAUCCCGGGUUCAGCCUGACGAUUCGUAAGUACCACUGCAAGGUGUGCGGCGUGGCAGUGCUGGGCAAGGAGAACAUCAUGAAACAUGCUGAGAAACUGCACGAUGGCAAGGGUGCAUACCAGUGUCAAUUUUGUCAGAAGUUCUUCCUGCGGCUAAACUACCUGGAAAUGCAUCGAACGUACGGCUGCAGUGCCAACCCGCAGCGGACGCGCCCCCUCUGCGACUUUUGCGGCCGGAAGUUCUGCCAGCCGCAGAAGCUGAAGGUGCACAUCAAGCGCAUGCACAGCGACAUGGCGGACGUGCUGCGGGACUUCCAGUGCAAGCUGUGCUCAAAGCUGCUCGGGUCUCGGGCAGCACUGCAGCGGCACUCGAAGGAGGUGCACAGUCGCAACUCAGCCGUGGUCAGCUGCCCACGGUGCCAGAAGCUGUUUCAGAAUCGGUCUAAUCUUAAAAUUCACAUGCUCACCCAUUCGGGCGUGCGACCCUUUAAGUGCGCUGAAAAUGAAUGCACGGCUGCUUUUACCACCAAACAGUGUCUGCAGUUUCACUACAAGAAGGUCCACGGCUAUACCCAGGAACAGAUGCCAAAGAUCGAACGAAGUGUGGCCUAUACUUUCGAUGCCUACUCUGGCGGUUUGAACGAUGGCAUGAUCGACGAAGUGCAGCGUCGCCAGCGGCACAAAUCGUCCGCAUCAGAGGACGGGGCGUACGGUAGUGAAAAGGUCGAAAGGAAGAAGCGUUCCCGCCAUCACCUGAACCACUUCGACGAGCUCCAUCAGGCACAGUUUCAGGCACAAUUGGAGUUGCCACAGCAUACUCCGGACCAGUCACAGAGCGUCACUCAAGAGCCCACUGAGCAACCGAAAAAGACCCCGCAGCACCUACAAUCACCCCAGCUGGACUAUCCAAACACCCCGCCAUCUCAACAACGUCUUUCGAUGACGCACCAAUCAACCGCACAGCAGCACCAGCUGGGCCAGGUGCUGCAUGAUCCGGACGGGUUGUCGAAGGAUGUCGAGUUGCAGCAGCAGAAGUUGUUGCGACAGCAUCUGGCAGCCCACCAACCGGACGGACAUCUUGACACGGAUACCGAACCGGGUAUCGGUGAACAGCAUCCGAACCAUCAACAUGAUCUCCACUCCAACCAUGAGCACUCACCAUUGGAGAAUGCACAGGCAGCGAUGCACAAGGGUGAGCACGACGAGCAGUCGCUGCACCACCACCACCAUCACCACCUGCACCAUCAGAAUCAGCCACAGCUGGCCCGUCUACCAUCGCCGUUCUCCAACAAUCUGCUGAAGACAAAGAAUAUACUGGAAUCGUUCAACGAUCUCUGCCGGAACGAAAGCAACCUAUCACUCCUGUCCACUAAGAUCACCUCCAUACUGAAUAACAACCUGAAAGACAUGGCGAAGGUGGCGGGAAUCGGGUCCACGGUGAGCAGCAACGGUGGCAGUGUGGAAGACAUACGGAAGAGCAUCAUGGACCAGCAGGGCCAUAUAGAGGAGGGCCGAGGCGACGGCCGGCUGGACGAUAUGCAACACCUUGUUGCGCCACUCGCGGAUGAACAGACGAAGGCGAACUCAGGCAGUCUGAACGUCGGGCAGCUUCACCGGCAGCUAAACAUAUCAAACCAACUAGAUGUCAACGCAUCUGCCGGAUCCCUACAGUACAAAGCGCACAGCAACGACGAAGGACUGAAGGGUGUUGGCGAGGUGGACGACGGCUUUGUCGAUAUGGCGUCAUUGGCGAACAGUCUGAAGUACAAGGAGUACAUCAACGGUGGGGCCAACACUGGCCUGGUGAUAAGCAAGGGUAGCAAGAAGUGGAUCAGCGAUUCAGACCAGCUCCCCAGUGACGGGCAGCAGGGAGAACAGGCGGGCGUGAUGCUCAGCACCGUUACGAGUCGAGAUUUUCUCACCAAGCUGAUCAUGAAUGGUAACGUGAACACGCCACCACCGAAUGUGGCCGACGAUGAGGAAGAAGACGACGAUAACUCGACCAUUCUGGAUGUGGUAGACUCGAACAACCAAAACCAGCAGCAACAACAGCAACAGCAGCAACAGCAACAACAGCAACAACAAAACACACACAGUCAGAUCCAACAGUAUACAUCCAACUUCACGGGGCUUAACCUGCCGGAUCUGCCUUCGUUCCAGAGUCACGCAUUUCAGGGACAUUUCAACCAUCAGACGUUGCUAGGUUCGUUUUACAACGGAUCGAAUGCGGCGGUCGGGCGCAACUCUAUCAACACGAUACCGACGUCGGCGAGCAUGCUGGUCGAGGCAGCACUGAACUCGGUCAGCAACAUCAUAACCGAGGCGGAGAUUAGCACAAACAACCAGGGCCAGGGUUUGCACCUCAGCCACAUUGACCCCGGUAGUGGCGCCGACACAGACAACAACCUGUCGGCAAACUCGGCAUUCAGUGCGGGCAACAUCGACGAGUCGGUGGAAGAGAUGAAGCUGCUAAAGUCGCACCACUUCUCAAUGCAGAUCAACUCCAUUUCGGCACAGUACUCGGCUCAGUCGCCCGCCGAUGCGGAAAUCAUUUCGAUACGUGGAGCGGGCACUGGCACUGGUACCUCCAACACCGCGCCAGUUGGUCGACCCAAGUCGCGCGAGAAGAUAGCCAUUUACGAGGAGAACGAGAUGCUCAGCUAUGAGACACCACACAUCAGCCAGCAACAGCAGGGAAAUCAGCAGAAGCACCUGUCCUCGAGUGUCGACUCAGUACGCAGUGCACUAUCACCGGAGCAAUCUGGCGAUUUCAGCUACUCCGCUAGUGCAGCUGCCGCGGUCGUUGCCUCCGGUAGACAGCAGCAUCUCGCCUCCGGCUCGCCAGUGCGCUCUAGCUCACGUCAGAUAUACGCCGAGCACGAUCUGAUCUCGCCCGCCUCGACUCCCUCACUACCCCGGUACGACUUUGGUACGACCGACAACAACUACGGUGGAACGCGCCGGCAAGACGCCAACAAAACCAUCAGCUCGCUCACGCUCGACACGUUCGACUCGAACCUGAAGGGAGCGCAGCACCACAUGCAGCACCACCUGUCGAGCGACGAGGACAACAGCAUCGUCAUUGCGGAAAAUCUGUCCGUUGGUGCGGCGCAGGCGGAAGAGAAGCUGAAGCUGGCUGCUUCCAGUAGCAGCGCCGCUAGCAGUGGCAGUGGCGCACCAGAGUUCAUCCAGCAUCCGAAGUACGGCGACAACAAUGGACGCACGGCAAUCGUGGGCUCUAGCCUGCCCGGUACCGCCGACAUGCGCAUCAAGUACGGCAACGACAGCACCGUCGACAUGGUGGACUUUCAGCAGCGCAACAGCAUCGGCGACUCGUCCGACUUCCAGGGGUUGGAUAUGUCGUCCCGCACCUCGGUUGCGGCCUACCACCAUUCGAACUUCCAGCUGUCCGUGCAGCCCGGUAGCAAUGUACACUUUAACCGCUACCAUCACCAUAUCUACGACAUACUGAGCGAGCGCGACCAGCAGCAACAGCCUCAGCAGCAGCAGCAACAACAGCAGCAGCAACAACAACAACAGCAACAGCAGCAACAGCAGCAGCAGCAGCAACAGCAGCAGCAGCAGCAGCAGCAACAACAACAACAGCAACAAUCUCAGCAGCACCAUCAUCAGCAGCCACACCACCAACAUCAGCAACAGCACCAUCACCAUCAACAUCAGCCACAGCAACAGCAGCAGCAACAGCAGCAGCAGCAACAAUCACAACAGCAGCAGCAAGAAUCAUUUCAACUGGAGCAAAGCCAGCUGCAGCAUCUUGUGCAGCAGGACCAUGUCCAGGACUCGGACGCCGACCAAUCCGUGACGGUGGAUCUGAGCCGCAGCUCGAACUAUCUGGUGCAGUCUCCACCCACGCCGGCCAUCUCCUACAGCGCCCACCACCACCCGGACAUGAUCCGCAUGGUGUCGCUGGAUCUCAGCUCCAACACCGGCUCGCACCACUCGGUGAAUAACGGCUCGCACCAUGCGUCGCGCCACGCCUCCUUCAUAUCCUCCCAGAUACAGCCGGGCGAUCACCAUCGCCUGCUCGCCAGUGAUCAGCUGUCCGUCACCAAUCACCGGCUGCUGGUGAGCGACCCGGCCACCCAUCUCAUCUUCGAGCAGAACAACCGGCUGCUGUCGGACGCGACCGGCCAACCGGCACCACCGCCACCACCACCCGCCCCACGGCACGUCGUGUCGCCUACGCGCGGUUUCGGAGCCUACCAUCACCAUCACCAUCACCACCAUCACCACCAGGUCAGCUCGUCCAACUACCAUCAUCCGAUGAAGCAGAACAUCGCCUCGCCACCGAUCAACCAGCACGGCUCCUCGGCCGCCGCAUACCAUCCAUUCCCAACCUACUACUGA